Molecule: messenger RNA, 1250 nt
Organism: Chenopodium quinoa (quinoa)
Lineage: Eukaryota; Viridiplantae; Streptophyta; Magnoliopsida; Caryophyllales; Amaranthaceae
Product: E3 ubiquitin-protein ligase RMA3-like
Exons: 2
Coding region: 283-1008 (241 amino acids)
Biological process (GO): ubiquitin-dependent protein catabolic process
Cellular component (GO): endoplasmic reticulum
Molecular function (GO): ubiquitin-like protein conjugating enzyme binding; ubiquitin protein ligase activity
Source: RefSeq, a predicted model, not a curated record
ACCAUUUUGGUUAAUAUUUGCCAAAAUUGGCUCACUUUGGAAAAAUGUCCGCUUUACGCGGCAUAAACGGUGCUCAUUACUCUUUAGAUUCCUUCUUUCUCUCUCCAAUCUCUUAAUUCUAUCUCCAUUUUUCUCAAUCCCCAUUUAUCUAAAUUAAGAUAUUUUCUUUUUCCCCAAAUAAUUGAAAAAAAAAAAAAAAUCAGAUAUUUUCAUCUGUCCCAGUUGAAACCCAUUUGCCAGAUUAUUACAGCUAAUUGAAGGUUACCAUCUAUCUUAAUAGGAAUGGACUUGAUUCAUAAUUUCCAAGAAUAUGCUGCUGAGCGCCAAUCGAGCAGAGAUGCAAUGGUAAAUAAAACGUGUAAUUCUGAUGUAGCACUAGCACCACCCGCAGAAUCUGAAAGUAGUCAAGGCUCUUUUGACUGCAAUAUAUGCUUUGACUUGGCUCAUGAUCCUGUUGUCACACUCUGUGGUCACCUCUACUGCUGGGCAUGUAUUUUCAAGUGGCUCCAUGUCCAAAGCUCCUCUUCACAGCCAACUCAACAGAAGACUUGCCCUGUCUGUAAGGCAAACAUCUCACAAACUUCAUUGAUUCCCCUUUAUUGCCAUGGCCCCUCCCGCAGUGAAGAUGAGGUUAGGAAGUCUCAACAUGAUGUUAUACCUCCUAGACCUGCAGCAAAUUCUCCUUCAAGUCAACAUCUUCCAUCAAACCCAUUCGAAUCACAACACCCAGAGUUCCGAUAUGCCUCAAUAUCAUCGUCGAAUUAUGUGAGUCCUACAAUGGCUGGGAUUCUUAAUCCCACAAUUGGAUUACUUGGAGAGUUGGUUUACACAAGGAUGCUUGGAAGCACAGGUACCAACUUAUUCACCUCCCCUCGUUCAAAUUCUUAUGCUAUUGUUGGGCAUAACAAUCCUCGGAUGCGGAGGCAAGAACUGCAGCUAGACAAGUCCCUUGACAGAGUUUCAAAGUUUCUUUUGUGCUGUGUAGUCUUAUGCCUGCUUCUGUUCUGAAAAAUGUGAGUUUUUUGUAUAGCUGUAAAGAUUGUAUAAUACUACCACUCCUCGUUAUGGAGUUGUUGAAUCUCUUAGAAAGGAAGUGUAAGAUGAGCUUGGAUCAGGAGUUCGUAAUGCUCCCAAUCAUUCCAAUGUACUGCAGGGUGUCUCUGGUUCUGGAAGCGAACUUUGCAAAAAUUUUCAUUUGAAUAUUGGUUGUGAAUAAUACUGUCCAUUGAAUAAAUUACUGCUAUCUGUAA